AUGAAACUUUAUAUAGUGUUUUUGAUAAUUUGUGUAGUUGUUUCACAAUAAGAAAAUACUGAAUUGUCUUAAGCAGAUUAAACACUUUUGGAUAGUUUGUUUAAGGAUAAAUUUGGAAUGAAUGUUUUGAAUGAUAUACAAACUGAAUAUAAAAAAGAUUCUGGUAAUAUUGUAUUGUGUAUUUUGAGAAAGAAAGGGAUAAUUGGGUAGAAUUGAAAGUUUAUUGAACACUAUUGAGAGAUAAAUUGCAUAAGAUGAGCAGGACGAUCUAGAAUAAUUAUCUUAAGAAUAAGAACUAUGUAUUAAAAAAACGAAUUAUAUAUAUUAGACAAUUAAUAAUUGGAAAGUUUAAAAGAGAAAAUAGCUGAAGCCUAAUAUGAUUAUAGCAGUAUUGGAGCAACAAUAAGAUUAUUGGAAGAUGAAUCAAAUAGAUUUGAUACUCAAAUAAAUGAGAAAGAAAAUAUAGUGAAUGAAUAUGAAUCUACACUCACUUAAUUAGAGGAGAUCAGAUAACAUGAAGUAUAGAUGAUUAAGAAAUAAUUUUAGAAUGCAUAUUUUGAAAUAACAAGAGAUGAUUCUUUUGCUAUUUGUAGUCUUAUUAAGAGAGCAAGAUAUUUGAUUAGAGAAUUAUUACCUAGAAGUCCAAGAAAUGUUGCAUUUGUUCAAUAAUAUACUUAUGAAGACAAUUCUCAUUAAUUUGCUAGUUCUGAUGUCUUAUAAUAAAUGAAAGAUCUUUAAAUAGAAGCACAAGAGACACUUUAAAAUAAUGAACCAUUUUUGAAGAUCAUAAGUUUUUAAUAUCAAUUAAUUAAAAGAUGAAUUUGUAAGUGUAUCUACUCAAACAGAAGCUGUUGUUGAUACUGUUAGAGCAAAUGCUAUCAUUAAUUUACUAUAAUAAUUAUAUGAUUAAGUAGAUAGCACUAACAGAAUCUAAUUAACUGCUGAGGAUGAUAGAGAAAAUCUCCAUUAAAGAGUGAAGGAUCACAUAAAUGAAGAAUUAGAUUAUUUAAACUUAUAAGUUAGAAAAUAUUUAAUCAUAUAUUAUAGCUCUCUAUCUUAUAUGAUGAAUAAGAUGGUGUUGAAGCCCAUAUUAUUGCAGCCUAAAUGGAUUAAAAAGAUGGAGAGCAAAGAUUAGCCAAUUUGAAAUAGUCAUACUAAGAUUUAUAAAAAUGCAAAGAAGAUUCUAAAGUAUUUAAGAUGUAAUAUGAUUCGAGGUCAAUUAUGGAGUUAGAUCAAAAGAGAGAAAAGAACAAUUGAAGUUAUUGAGAAAGGUUAGGGAAGUUUUAUUGAAUGAAUUCGAUGCUGUUAGAUGUUACAUUGAGGAUAUUCUUAGUAGAAGUUUAAGUUAAGAAUGAUAUUGUUAUGAUUAAUCUAUAUAUUAUAAAAGAGCCA
This is a messenger RNA of Paramecium sonneborni, 1392 nucleotides long. NCBI's taxonomy places the organism in Eukaryota, Ciliophora, Oligohymenophorea, Peniculida, Parameciidae. The record is from the annotation of a GenBank genome assembly.